Menidia menidia (Atlantic silverside) is the source of this 6147-nucleotide messenger RNA. The record is from the annotation of a GenBank genome assembly. Lineage: Eukaryota; Metazoa; Chordata; Actinopteri; Atheriniformes; Atherinopsidae.
AUGGAGGUGUGGGUGUUCUGCCCGCUGAGCGGGUCAGCACUCAGCCCGGAGCCGCCCGGUCCGUCGUCAGCCUGGGAGCUCAGAUAUGAGACCCCAAACACGAAAUGGAAGGCUGAGUAUGAACUAAACGCAUCCACACCGACCGUAACAUCACCCCCCCUCAUUAUCACAGCAUUAAAGAUGAAGGCAGCUGAAGUUUAUUCAGGGAUGAAAAGACGUCCUGUCCUCCUGGAGGUGUUUCUGGAUACACCUCCAAUGAGGACAGGACAGGAUUCCCUCUGCAUAGCGGGGACUCUUGUUGUGCGUUUCCACGUUCCUUUGCUGCUGGCCAGUUUCCGGGGCACCGUCCAGCAUGGCCUCCCGCUGGAGAUUGGAGACACGGUGCAGAUCCUGGAGAAAUGUGAAGGAUGGUACCGGGGAUUCAUCCUAAAGAAUCCAAACAUUAAGGGGAUUUUCCCGUCCAGCUAUAUCCACUUGAAAAAUGCUCAUGUGAAGAACAAAGGGCAGUUUGAGACGGUCAUCCCCGUGGAGGACUCGGUCAUCACGGAGAUGACGUCCACGCUGCGCGAAUGGGGCGCCAUGUGGAAGCAGCUUUACGUGAAGCACGAGGGGGAUCUGUUCCACCGGCUGUGGCACGUGAUGAAUGAGAUCCUGGACCUGAGGCGGCAGGUGCUGGUGGGCCACCUCACCCACGACCGCAUGAAGGACGUCAAGCAGCACAUCACGGCCCGACUGGACUGGGGCAACGAACAGCUGGGCCUGGACCUGGUCCCCCGGCGAGAGUUCAGCAUGGUGGACCCCGACGAGAUCAGCGUCACCGAGCUCUACCGACUGAUGGAGCACCGGCACCGUAAGAAGGAGACUUCUGCCCCCGCCAGCACCCACCACCUGUUUGUGCACGUGAAAAGCCUCAUGAACGUCAACCUGGGGGAGGAACUGGAGGUCUUCUUUCAUAUUUACGACGGACGGGAGAACAAACCACUCAGCGAACGCUUCUUUGUCAGGCUGAACAAGAGCGGGCUGCCAAAGUCGCCCGAGAAGACGGAGAGACAAUGCACGCUCUUUGUGGAUUUGGGAAGCAGCGAUCUACGAAAAGACGUCUACAUCGUCGUGCACAUCAUAAGAAUAGGGCGGAUGGGAGCGGGAGAGAAGAAGAAUCUGUGCAGCGUCCAGUACAGGCGGCCGUUCGGCUGCGCUGUGGUCAGCAUCGCCGAUCUCCUCACUGCUGACUCCAAAGAUGACCACCUGCUUAAAGUUUACGCGUGUAACACUGAGAGUGAGUGGUACCAAAUCCAUGAGAACAUCAUCAAAAAGGCCAAUUCCAGGUACAAUUUAUCUGGAUCCAACACAGGCCUGGCCGUGGCUCUGCAGCUCCUACACGGAGACAUAGAGCAACUGAGGCGGGAGUACAUGGUCCUCUUCACCCGGGGCGUGUCCAUCACCAGGAAGCUGGGCUUCUCUGAUGUCAUCAUGCCAGGAGAGAUGAGGAACGACCUCUACGUUACCCUGGAUAAAGGGGAGUUUGAGAAAGGUGGAAAGAGCGUGGCGCGGAACGUGGAAAUAACCGUCUACGUGCUGGACAUCGAUGGCCAAAUCCUCAAGAGUCACGUGGCGGCCGGCUCGGGCGAGCCCGGCGGGGACGAGUACCACUCCCUGGUGCUGUACCACAACAACAGCCCCCGCUGGGCGGAGCAGAUCAAGCUGCCCAUCCCCGUGGACAUGUUCCGGGGAUCCCACGUGCGCUUCGAGUUCCGACACUGCUCCACUAAAGACAAAGGAGAGAAGAAACUGUUUGGGUACUCCUUUGUUCCUCUGAUGCAGGAGGAUGGCAGGACUCUGCCAGAUGGCACCCAUGAGCUCAUUAUCCAUAAGUGUGAGGAAAACACCCUCUUGACUGACUGUUCGCGGUACCUGAAGCUCCCGUUCUCCAAGGCCAACCUCCCGUCCAACAAUCAGACGCUAAAGGGCACCAAGGAGUCUUUCUGGAUAACCAGCUUCCUCUGCUCCACCAAGCUCACGCAGAAUGGGGAGAUGUUGGACCUACUGAAGUGGCGAGCCCACCCUGAGAGGAUCAACGACAGCCUCUCCAAGCUCAAAGAGAUCGACGGCUCAGAGAUUGUGAAAUUUCUUCAGGACACCUUGGACACUCUCUUCGGUAUUUUGGAUGAAAGCUCCCAGAGAUACGGGCUCAAGGUGUUUGAUUCACUGGUUCAUAUCAUCAACCUCCUCCAGGACAGCAAAUUCCAACACUUCAAACCAGUCAUGGACACGUACAUCGAGGGCCACUUUGCCGGAGCGUUGUCCUACAGGGACCUGAUCAAAGUACUGAAGUGGUACGUGGACCGCAUCGUUGAUGCCGAGCAUCAGGAUCACAUACAGCAGGUGCUCAAGGCCAGCGAGUACAUCUUCAAGUACAUCGUCCAGUCCCGCCGGCUCUUCUCUCUGGCCACGGGGGGCCAGAACGAGGAGGAGUUCAGGGUCUGCAUCCACGAGCUCUUCAUGUCCAUCCGCUUCUUCCUCUCCCAGGAGAACAAAGGCAUCAGCCCGGUGGCCCAGACGCAGGCUGUGUUCCUGCGGACGUUCCCGGCCAUCUAUGGCGAGCUGCUGAAGAUCUUCACGGUGCGGGAGGUGGCCGGCUUCGUCCGGGAGACGCUGGCCAGCCUUCCCGCCGCCGUCCACCCCGACAGCCCCCUGGAGGCCGUCAAGCUGCAGUGCAUCUCCAAGACGGUCGAGAGCCAGCUUUACGUCAACCCAGAAUCCCGAUGCGUGCUGCUGCCCGUGGUGCUCCGGGUCCUCCAGACCCACAUGCAGGAGCAGAGGGACCUGGUCAUGUGUGCCCGCAUCCUCACCAGCAUGCUGUCCCUCAUAAAGAAGGAGGAGAGCAGCACCCCGGAGCCGGCUGUUUCUGAGGAAGUGGAGCUAAUUGUGGAGAGCCUUCUGGUCGUUUUGCUGAGGACCAUCCUGGAAAUUAGCAACCGGCCCCAACCUGCUGGACCCACCAUGAGGCUGCAGUUCCAGGAUGUGACUGGAGAGUUUGUAGCGUGUUUGCUGGCGCUCCUGCGGCAGAUGAGCGACAGACACUACCAGCAGCUGCUGCAGGCCUACAGCAGCAAAGACGACCUGAGGGACUUCCUCCUUCACAUCUUCACAGUCUUCAGGAUCCUGAUAAGACCAGAGAUGUUUCCUAAAGACUGGACUGUCAUGCGGCUGGUCACGAACAAUGUCAUCAUCACCACUGUCCUCUACCUUUCUGAUGCGUUGAGGAAAAACUUCCUCGGUGACAAGUUUGACUACAAGGUGUGGGACUCGUAUUUCUAUCUGUCGGUGAUAUUCAUCAACCAGCCUUGUCUCCAGCUGGAGUCCUUCUCUCCCUCCAAGAGGAAGAGGAUACUGGAAAAGUACGGAGACAUGAGGGUGAUGAUGGGCUGCGAGAUCUUCAGCAUGUGGCAGAACUUAGGGGAGCAUAAGCUCAACUUCAUUCCGGCCAUGAUUGGGCCCUUCCUGGAGGUCACCCUGGUGCCUCAACCUGAUUUGAGGAAUGUCAUGAUCCCCAUCUUCCAUGACAUGAUGGACUGGGAGCAGAGACGCAGUGGGAAUUUUAAACAGGUGGAGGCCAAGCUGAUUGACAAGCUGGACAGCCUGAUGUCGGAAGGCAAGGGGGACGAGACGUACAGGGAGCUCUUCAACAGCAUUAGAAUUCCUCUGUUUGGUCCGUACCCUAGCCUGCUGAAGAAGAUCGAGCGGGAGACCUGGAGGGAGAGCGGGAUCUCUCUGAUCGCCACUGUCACUCGCCUCAUGGAGAGGCUGCUGGACUACAGAGAUUGUAUGAAGCUGGGGGAGGUGGAUGGCAAAAAGAUUGGCUGCACUGUCAGUUUGUUGAACUUCUACAAAACCGAGCUGAACAAGGAGGAAAUGUACAUCCGCUACAUCCACAAACUGUACGACCUGCACCUGAAAGCCCAAAACUACACAGAGGCGUCCUACACCCUCCUGCUCUACGACGAGUUGUUGGAGUGGUCAGACAGGCCCCUCCGAGAGUUCCUCAACUACCCCAUGCAGAGCGAGUGGCAGAGAAAAGAGUAUCUGCACCUCACUAUCAUCCAGAACUUUGACCGGGGCAAGUGUUGGGAGAAUGGCAUCAUCCUCUGCAGGGAGCUGGCUGACCAGUACGAGUCCUUCUAUGACUACAGGAACUUAAGUAAAAUGAGGAUGAUGGAAGCUUCUCUUUAUGACAAGAUUAUGGAUCAGCAAAGAUUAGAACCAGAGUUCUUCAGAGUUGGAUUCUAUGGAAAAAAGUUCCCCUUCUUCUUACGGAACAAGGAGUUUGUGUGCCGUGGCCAUGACUACGAGAGGCUGGAGGCUUUCCAGCAGCGGAUGCUCAACGAGUUCCCGCACGCCAUCGCCAUGCAGCACGUCAACCAGCCCGAUCAGACCAUAUACCAGGCCGACGCGCAGUACCUGCAGAUCUACGCGGUGACUCCCAUCCCGGAGAGCCAGGACGUGCUCCAGCGCGACGGCGUGCCCGACAACAUCAAGAGCUUCUACAAGUUUAACCACAUCUGGAGGUUCCGAUACGACCGGCCCUUCCACAAGGGGACCAAAGACAAAGAGAACGAGUUUAAGAGCCUGUGGGUGGAGAGGACAACCCUGACUCUGGUCCAGAGCCUCCCGGGCAUUUCCCGCUGGUUUGAAGUGGAAAAAAGAGAGCUGGUGGAGGUCAGCCCGCUGGAGAACGCCAUCGAGGUCAUCGAGAACAAGAACCUGCAGCUGCGCACGCUCAUCACCCAGUGCCAGAGCCGGCAGAUGCAGAACAUCAACCCCCUCACCAUGUGCCUCAACGGGGUCAUCGACGCCGCUGUCAACGGGGGGCUGGCCCGCUACCAAGAGGCCUUUUUUGUCAAGGACUACAUCAUGAACCACCCCGAGGACGGCGACAAGAUCGGACGUCUGCGAGAGCUCAUGUUCGAGCAGGCACACAUACUGGAGUACGGCCUCGCCGUGCACGAGAAGUUUGUGCCCCAAGACAUGAGGCCUCUCCACAAGAAGCUGGUGGACCAGUUCCAUCUCAUGAAAUCCAGCCUGGGCAUCCAGGAGUUCCCGGCCUACGUGCGAGCGAGCCCCGUGCACUUCACCAACGGGAGCCCCCGGACCUGCAGGAACUCGGUGCCCAGCAUCAUCAGCCCGGACGGCGGGCGAAGCCUGGCCAGGCGCAGCUACCCUGCAGUGAACCGGUACUCCUCGUCCUCUUUGUCCUCUCAAGCCUCCAACGAAGUGAGCAACAUCACCGGCCAGUCGGAGAGCUCGGAUGAAGUCUUCAACAUGCAGGUGAUCCCUCUCUGGAACACACACACACACACACACGCGCGUGCCGGCAUCCUCUCACACACUCUCACACACUCACGUAGAUUGAGUCCGCGUCCUAACAUUUGCCCUCCUGCUCCCUCCAGAUUUGACUCUCAAUGCUUUUUAAUCCACCCUCACUCUGUUCCACCCCCAUUUCUCCUCUUCUCUGACCCCUCUUUCUCUCUCCAUCUUCCUCUCUUUCUUGCCACGGUGCCCCCCUUCACCCCUUCGCCCACCGAGUGCCAGUCCAGCAGCCUGGUGUCCGGCUCGCCGGUGCUGUCCGGCAGCUACAGCAGCGGCAUCUCCUCCCUGAGCCGCUGCAGUGUGUCCGAGGCCUCGGGCACCGAGCUGCCGGCCGGUGACCACCCACCACUGCCCCCCCACCCACUGCCCCCCCACCCGCUGCCCCCCCCGCCCGCCGCCCUGCCCAACUCUAGCUCGGACGAGCCCGUCCGGCGGGAGAACAAGACCCCGCCCCCCUACAGCGUCUACGAGCGGAACAACCCCCGCCGGCCCGUGCCGCUGCCCCACAGCCUGUCCAUCCCCCCCCCAGGCCGACCCCCCCGCCCUGCCGCCCAAGCCCCACCAGCUGCGCACGGGCAGCAUGAAGCUGGACGGGGGCGCCGACCCCCGGGUGCCCAGACCCAGGCCCCUGCCCAGGAAGAACACCACGCAGUUUCUCCUCUGCUGAGAAAUUUGGAAUUGCCCUGCUACCUCAAAGGCCGAGGCAUUGAUCAGCCCUUUGAAAGCACUGCUCUGGCCUUUUGGGCAUUUUUUAAAUGGGAGUUAGCCCUUAAAGUAUAA